This is a messenger RNA of Pyrgilauda ruficollis (rufous-necked snowfinch), 8565 nucleotides long. RefSeq names its product OTU deubiquitinase 7B (gene OTUD7B). Gene Ontology annotation, cellular component: cytoplasm; nucleus. NCBI's taxonomy places the organism in Eukaryota, Metazoa, Chordata, Aves, Passeriformes, Passeridae. The record is from RefSeq and is a predicted model, not a curated record. The transcript is spliced from 11 exons. Gene Ontology annotation, biological process: protein K63-linked deubiquitination; protein K48-linked deubiquitination; protein K11-linked deubiquitination. The coding region runs from base 3399 to 5972 and encodes 857 amino acids. Gene Ontology annotation, molecular function: K63-linked polyubiquitin modification-dependent protein binding; DNA binding; zinc ion binding.
GCAGGAGCUGCAGGGUGUGUGUCCCACCCAGCACUUCCAGAUGGAGCUUAGUGACACAGCACAGGUGUCAGGUCAGGACGGGUGCUGCUAAUCCUGGCAGCGUUAGGUAACCUGCAGGGCCAGGACAGCCAUGUAGGGUGGGAUUGGGACAGCCCCCACUGUUCUGGGGGGCAGGAGGAAGCCAGAAACCUCCUUCAGGAGCAUCAGGCAAUGCUCACUCAGAGCUCAUGGAGCAGCUCAUUUUUCUCAUUGUUACUCUGAUGGGGCUCAGGUUGGAGCUGCUCCCAUGUCCCACCUGCAGGUCCCCUCAGGAUCCCCCUGCUUAGCCCUGAGUGCUGCCAAAUUUCAAGGUUUUGGGGUUUAGCAGUUGGAUAUCUGUUGGUUUGCCACUCUGCUGCUGGUGGGAGUGAAAACAUCCAUGUGGGUCUGGCAGGAUUAAAUUUCCCAUGGAUUUGGGCACCUCCUGCCUCACCUGCAGCUCCCUGAGGGUCUGGCUUGGUGUUCCCUGUGGGGAAGGGAUGUUGAGGAGGGGCUGGGUGAGGAGCAGAGCUCUGGGAGUGGAGUUCUGGCUUCCCAGCUUGGUUCCUGCCCUCAGCAAAACAUCACGUGGCAGAUCCGGGGGAGAGACGUCAGAGUUUGCUGCUCCUAAAAUAUUUCUGGAAGUGUCUUUAUAAACACAGUGGAGCCACAGGUCGUGGCUGACCUUGGGUCAGGAUUUGGCCCUAACAAAGAGAAUUAUUUCCUCUUUCUGCAGCAUGUUCAGCAGGAUUGAAAUCUGACAAAAUAAGGGAAUUAAAGCCCCAUAAAUUCCAGUCUGGAACUUUAAAUGGAUCCGGUUUUGCUGCUCCACAGUUGGUUCUGGUGAACUCUUUAAAUUCAGCGUUCCCAGUGGUUGAUUCCUCCCAGGAUGGAGCUGAGAAACACUGAGCUCUUGGACCUUGUGAAUUCCUCCCUCAGUUUCCUGAUUUUUCUGAUGUUGUCAGGGGUGCAGUCCUGCCUGCAGAAGGCUGGGAUGCUCCACAUGCUCCUGGUGAGUCCCUUCCCAAACCUUGAUGGAGUUGGAGUUGCCCUGGGAGAGGCUGUAGGCAGCAAGAGCGAGGAGGCUCCGGGAGGUUUGAUGACUUUUCCCCUCAUUUUGGAUGGACAUUUGGUGUGAGAGGUCUGAAUUCCCGUUAGGAAGGAUUUGCAGGCUGCCAGGAUGGACCAAACCCAGCUUUGCCCCAUUCCCGAGGCUGGAACUGGGCAGACUGCUCUGCCUGGAAGGCUGGAGGUUUGUGUCAGCGUUGGGUGGAUCUGUUGGCACUUUGGAAUGGAGCUUUCACUGGGUUCCCAUGGGUGUGUGACCAUGGAAUUCUGUUUGCAUGAAGCUCCAGCUCCUUCUGGUCCCAUGGAGGUGUGACUCCAGCACAGCUGAUCACUCCUCACUCCUGUCAGGAGCAUUGCUGUGCUCAGGCCCUGUGCAAACGUGGGGAGAUAUUUGUUAAAAGCCCUGCUGAUGUGUCCUCCAAAGAGCUGUUGGGAUCACAACAACCGGGCUUAGCCCUAAAUUCAUGUUUUGCACACAUUUCUGAUUGGAAUGUGCCAGGAACGCUCACUUUGGAUCACAUCCAGCUGUGCUGCACCCCCAUGCACUCCUGGGGGUUUGGGGUGUGCCUGCUCCAUUGCUGGGGGAUGGAUUUGCAGCUGUGCAUCUCCUGGGGCUCAUAUUUCCCACCUCUUCUGGAAGGAGGGAAGAGGAGAGAGCAUUUCCCUUCCACAGGGAAAGGAAAUAAUCAAUAACUCUGGGCUGGGGACAUUUCUCUGUCCAAUCCCUCAAUAAAUCUCCAACAAUCCAACACCUCCUCCUUGGACCCAGAGUUUCCCAGCUGUGUUUUCCCUGGCAUUUUUGUGCACGAGGGAGUUUGGAAUGCCGUGGAUGAGGGGGUGGGAUGUGCUUCUUGUUCCCUCCCCAAACCUCUGCUGUGCCUGCUGAGUGUUCAUUUGCAUUGGAAUUCCACACCCACCUGCAGGGAGCUUCACCAGCCAGUCUCAUCCUGGAGCUGCUCCUUGCUCCUGCAACUCCUGCCAGGGAUUAGAGGAUCCAAACCUGCGCCUCCUAAUUAGGGAUGUUCCCUAAAUUGCUGGAGUAAAAGCAGGAAUCGCUGCCAAAUCCCGCUCCAGGAAUGUGCUGGGCUUUGGCAUCGCAGUGAAGGAAUCCAGAGGUUUUUUUUUUUUUUCUGGGAGGAGGAACUUAACAACUCGAUUGUGGGGAUGGUGUUUCUCCAGCAAAGCCAAGAGAUUCCAGGUUAAAGUCUGGAUGCUUGUGGGGAGUUGUGCUGUUAGGGAAUUUCACCCAUCUUUAAGGAUAAUCUUGGAAAAAAAAAAACAUUUCAAGGCACCAGGGGGGUUUUGCCUGUCUGUAGGGAUAAUUCUGAAAAAGAGACUUUAUUUUUCAGGCAGCAGGAAAACAACCAGGUUUGUUCAUAUUCCACACAAUCCUGAAAUUUGUUCUUACACCUAAUACACCAGCACCUCCUUCUCCCAGCCUUCCCAGAUUUUCUCCUUCCAAAUUUUCAGCUCAGCAUAAAUUCCUGUUCCUUGAUGGCAGAAUUUUUAUCCCAUCCUUCAACUGCAAAGCACCAAACUCCACGGAGCACUUUGCCCAUCUGGACUCCCACAGAUGAGGCUGCUCUUCCUUUCUCUCUCUGCCCCUAGGAAUGCAGAAAAUCAGGAUUUGAAGGCAUGGCAGGAGCACACACCUUCCUUCCACAGGCUCAGAACCCGACAAAAUCCAGAUUUGUGGAAUAGAUCUGUGGUUUUAUUCCCCUCUGGGAAGGAGCUCUGGACUCAAAGGAGCUCUGGAGUGGAAAGGAACUCUGUCUGGACAUUGAUUUUGUCUGACAGAGCAAUUGGGAUUGUUUAAUUUGUUUUUUUUUAUUUUUAUUUUUAGUUUUUAAAAUGUAUUUUCCUUAGAACACAUCUAAUUCUAGCAUUUUGUCCUUACUUUCCUUUCCCUGCCUCACAGCUGGGGUGCUUGGAGUGGGAUGGGGCUGGGAUUUACUCCCUGUAAAUGCACAAGACAAACUUCUUGCUUUCUCAUUGCUCCCAAAUAUUCAUUUAUUAUAUCAUUUACUCCUAAUUUACAAAUAAAACUCCACCUCCUUAGAGAUGAGAACUGAGUUUAGCUCAUGAAUUUUCCGAGGAAAUGCUGUUUACAGCAAAUCGGGCGUUGUUCUCCCAAUGAAAUUCAUUCACUGCUGGAAUGAACCAGCAAUCCUGGAGCACAGUUCAUUUUUGGGGGAUGGUUCAUUGACCCCCUGAGCUCAUUCCCACCUGCCAUCCAGGUGUGCUCUCGGUGUCAUUCCCAGGUUGAUGCCGAGGAGCCGAUCCGGUGCCGCUGACUCCGUCUGGCCUUGGCUAUGGACAUCGUCCUGUCGGAUUUUGUUCGCUCAACGGGGGCAGAGCCAGGGCUGGCCAGAGACCUCCUUGAAGGCAAGAACUGGGACCUGAGCGCGGCGCUGAGCGACUUCGAGCAGCUGCGGCAGGUGCACGCCGGGAACCUCCCGCCCCCCUUCGCCGAGGGCCGCGGCGCCCGGCCCCCCGAGCGCGACGUGGCGCGGCCAGGGCGGCCCCCCCUGCAGCGCCAGGAUGACCUGGUGCAAGAGAAGCGUCUGUCCCGUGGUAUCUCCCAUGCCAGCUCCACCAUCGUGUCCCUGGCCCGUUCCCAUGUGUCCAGCAAUGGCAGCAGCAGCGAGCACCUGCUGGAGAUGCCCAUCUGCACCUUCCAGCUGCCCGACCUCACCGUGUACUCCGAGGAUUUCCGCAGCUUCAUCGAGCGGGAUCUCAUCGAGCAGUCCAUGCUGGUGGCACUGGAGCAGGCUGGUCGUCUCAACUGGUGGGUGACCGUGGAUCCGAGCUGCCAGCGCCUGCUGCCCCUGGCCACCACUGGUGAUGGGAAUUGCCUGCUCCACGCUGCCUCCCUGGGUAUGUGGGGCUUCCACGACCGGGAUCUCAUGCUCAGGAAAUCCCUCUACACCCUGAUGGACAAGGGCGUGGAGCGGGAAGCGCUGAGGCGGCGCUGGCGCUGGCAGCAGACGCAGCAGAACAAGGAGUCUGGCCUGGUUUACACAGAGGAGGAGUGGCAGAAGGAGUGGAAUGAGCUGAUCAAGCUGGCGUCCAGCGAGCCCCGCGUGCACUACGGCUCCAACGGCGGCGGCUGCGGCGGGGUGGAGGGUUCAGAGGAGCCGGUGUACGAGAGCCUGGAGGAGUUCCACGUCUUUGUCCUGGCCCACGUGCUGAAGAGACCCAUCGUGGUGGUGGCAGACACCAUGCUGAGGGACUCAGGUGGUGAAGCAUUUGCCCCAAUUCCCUUUGGAGGGAUCUAUCUGCCCCUGGAAGUCCCAGCCAACAAAUGCCACCGGUCUCCACUGGUUCUGGCUUAUGACCAAGCUCAUUUUUCUGCCCUGGUCUCCAUGGAGCAGAAGGAAAACUCAAAAGAUCAAGCUGUGAUCCCCCUGACAGACUCUGAGCACAAGCUGCUCCCCGUGCACUUCGCCGUGGACCCCGGGAAGGAGUGGCAGUGGGGGAAGGACGACAGUGACAAUGUCAAGCUGGCCAGCGUGACACUGUCACUGGAGGCCAAACUGCACCUGCUGCACAGCUACAUGAAUGUCAGAUGGAUCACGUUGCCUUGUGACAUGCAGGCACCUCUGGCUCAGCCAGAAUCACCCACGGCCUCCGCGGGCGAUGACGCUCGCUCGGCAGCGGAGUCGGGCGAGUCGGACAAGGAGUCAGUGUGCAGCAGCUCUGCCAGCAACGGGGGCACCAGGGCAGGCAAGGACAGGGAGAAACCAAAGAAGGAGAGGGAAAAGGAAAAGGAAAAGGAUAAAAAACGGGCAGAUUCAGUAGCCAACAAGCUGGGAAGCUUCGGGAAGACUCUGGGCAGCAAACUAAAAAAGAACAUGGGGGGCCUGAUGCACAGCAAAGCCGUGAAGGGCGGCGUGAGCAACGGGCAGGGAGACACCCUGGAGAAGAAGAAGAAAGGAUCCCUGAAGGCACGGAAAGACAGCAAAGAGGAAUGUUCCCCGGGAGAUUUGGCUCCUGCAGAGAAGACUUGUGCAGGUAAAGCAGCCCUGGAGAAGGCCUCGGAUCCCUACAAGUACAGCAGCGACGUGCGGCUGAGCCUGAGCAUCCUGCGCGCCGCCAUGCAGGGCGAGCGCAAGUUCAUCUUCGCCAGCCACCUCAAGACCAGCACCCGGCACCAGUUCCAGGAGGAGAUGAUCCAGAGGUACCUCCUGGAUGCUGAGGAGCGUUUCCUGGCAGAGAAGAGGCAGAAGGAGGCGGAGAAGAAAGCGCUGGGCGGCGCUGCCCCGGCCAAGAGGCCGGAAGGGGAGGUGGGUGCCCAGCGCAGCGAGGAGGCGAUGCCAAGCCCCGUGUUCUGCCAGCCACCCCCCACCUACCCCCCCCAGCCCCUGGAGCCGGCCGUGGGUGCUAAAAUAGCUGCAUUUCCAGCUGGCUAUUCUGGUGUUUUCACCUUCCCCAGGCCCUCCAUGGGCAGUGCUGAGGGGCUGCACCCACCCGCGUGCCCCGAGGGCCGGCGGCAGCUGGCGGGGGGGCCCUGUGGGAGCCUCCCUCCCUAUGCCACCCUGCCCCGGCACCACCAGGGCCGGCUCGGCCCCUGCCCUCCCGGCCCUGCCCACCUGGGCCGGUUCUCCCCCACGGACAUGGACAUCCAGCCUCCCUUCCCUUCGGAGUGCGAGGGCUCCGGCUGCCUCCCCCCGCACAGCAACGGCUGCCGGGAGCUCCUCGAGCAGGACAAGGGAGGAACGGCGGAUAAAAUGAGAAGCCAAGCCCUGUACAACAUCCAGCAGACCAAGUGCAAACAGCCCAACUGCAGCUUUUAUGGACACCCAGAGACUGGGAAUUUCUGUUCCUGCUGUUACAAGGAGGAGCUGCGGCGCAGGGAGCGGGAGGCGCUGGUGCACAGGUUCUGAGGCUCCCCCUGUGCACAUCCGGACCCCUGGCACGUGGGGAAUGCAAUAACAGAGAUCCCGUUUUGGUUUUAAACCCACCCACGCUCCUCUCCCACUCUGCAGGAGGUGGGAGCAGCCGUUGGGCUGGGAGUGGCAUGGGGCUGCUGGGAUUGAUGGGGUGCAGGAGGGAGAGAGGGGGGGAAAGCAGCCCCUGCUUUCCUGGAGCUCCUGCAGGGGAGGAGAAGGAUUCCCAGGGGUGCCUGGGGACAGUGGGGGCUGCUCGGGUCGGAGCACAGGGUGAGGGGGGAGAAUUCCUCAAAAACUCAAUAAACCAGACCAAAGCUUUGGGAGUGGGCAGGGGGAGCAGCUCCCACCAGGUCCUUCCCACUUCCUGACCACCUGGGACGGAGCAAAAAUGCCCCAUUUUGAACGUCACAAACCUUUUAAUGGAGUUUUUUAACACUGGUUUUAUUCUGUAUUUCUUCUUGCUGGUACUGAGCGACACCGUGUUGGAGUUGGACAUUGAUGAGGUGAGGUGGUUUGGAUGCCCCCCACCCAGUCCUGGAUGUCCCUGAGCACCAGGACAGGCUCAGGGCUCUGUCCCCUCCUCUCCUCCCCAUGAGCUGAACUCUGGUUUUAAAAUGUUGUUUUUAAACUCUUUUCUGAGGCGGGGGGAGCCAGGGGGACUCCCAGAGCUCAAGGGAUUGGAGGUUUCUCUUCCUGUGCAGAACCCCCAGCCCACAGGAGAGCUGAGGUGAGAUCCUGGGUCAGCAUCUCCUGCCAGGAAUUCCCAGUGGCCUGGGGCAAAUCCCCCAGGAAUAUCCACUGGAAAAGGGGUCCCAGAGCACCCCCAGUCCUGAGGUGGAGCUGGGGGGGUCACAGCCCCACGUAACUCCUACUUGAGCACAGCUACUCUGUACUACCUCUGAUCCUGAUUAACUCGGCUCCGUUGUGCUGAGCCACCAACUGACCUUUAGGCUGCGGAAUUAAUCCAUAUUUUUGAUAACAGGGCUAAAAAGCAGAACAUUAAGGUAAAAUCCUCCCGUGACUAAUGUUCCUGACCCCAUCCCAGCCCCCUGGCUCCCAGGGUGGGAUUCACUUUAGCACUGCGAUGUUUGCACAGAAUUCCUUGGGUUUUUUGGGGUUUUUUUUUGGUUUGUUUUUUUUUUUUUGGUAACUGCAGCUCCCAAACCUGGCCUGAUCCUGCACGAGGUGAGGUGCAGCAUUUCCUAUCACACGGAAAUAAAACAGGAGUUCUAUCCUUCAGCCAGAGCUUUACAACAUACCCUCGUUUCUAUUUUUGGGUUGAUUUUCCAGAAGGCAUCAAACUAUGCAACCCCUUCCUGCCCAUGGUCGUUUCCAGGAGAAGGGAUGAGGCAGAGGAGCUGAAAGUGAGCUUGGGGGAUCACCUGACGCCUUAGACUUGGCCCUAAAAAUGUUAACUUAGACCUAAAAACCCUGAGUUAAGGCCUUUCCCACAUGCAAAUGCCCCCAAAUAAGGCCUUUCCUGGUGGGAUCCAAACACUUUGAGUCCAGCCAGCAAUUCUCCUUGUCUGCAGAUUCUCAAAUCCGAAUUUCACGCACCCCAGGGAUGGUUUGACUCCAGUGUAAGUUGUUUUCCCUGGUUUUAUAAAAUCCCCGAGCGUGGCUGAAGCUGUGGGAAGGGGAGGUGUGACACCCACUCCAGCUGGCUCCUCUUACCUGGGAACAAAUUCCACUUUUCUCCCUCAAACUGCAGGAAUUCCAAUGGACUUCAACCCCAGGCAGGGACAUGCAGUGCUGGUUAAGCAGCACAAGCUCUGCCCCCACUUUGGUUCACCCCAAAUUUUAAGCCGAGAUGGUUAAAACCCAACCCAAACCCUUCACUAUUUAUAGACACUUGGUUUUAAAUUCCACUUUCUGAUGUUUAUUUUUCCCAAAAUCGGAGCAGCAGCUUUAUUUGGGCGUUGGGAAUAUCCUCUGGAGCAGGGAUGCCGCAGGGCACGGGAGGGCAGGGGGAGGAGAUGCUUCAGCUUUUGGGGGAAUUUCUCUCCUCUUUGGUUAACUCCAUCCCAGUGGGGAUGGGAUGCUCGUUGGUGUGGGAGGAGAGAAAGAGGGGAAAAAGCAGAAAAUCUGUGGGAAAAGCACCAGUGCUGGAGGAAAAACUCCAAAACUGGAGGAGAAGCACCAAACCCUUCCCCAGGAGGGAUUUUUCCACGGGGAGACUGUGGUGUGACCCCAAGGUCAAACUAAGUGCACUUACUGGUGUGGUUGGAAUUCAAAUUGCUGCCAUCGGAUCCUGGCGGAGGAAAAGUUUGUCUUUCAGCGCGUGUAAAACCCGUUAAUGAGAUUUAAUUUGAUUUUAUUAAACGAGAUUCACCUUCGCCAUUCCCCGGCCCCUCGGCGGAGGAGCUGGGGCAGCUUUGGGUCUCACUAACGCGACACCGAGUGACCUGAAUUAAUUCUGCAGUGGUUUAUUCACAAAAAAAAACUCCUUUUUUUUUAAUUAAUUCCGGAUUAAUUGGUGAUGUUUGGCCUCCUGGUGAACAGGGCCAGAGCGUUGCACUUGGGCUGUACCUGUGGCCUCGUUGUGGCACCACAGACUCAUUGACAAUAAAAACCUUCAGCUGAUGCA